GAGAUGUGUGAUUGUUUAACCACUUUUAAACACAUUAGCUUGAACAGCAAAAACAAAAGCACGAUAGCUGCAGUCUGCCACGUUACAAAUAAGUCUCAUUUGUCGAUUAUAGGACUAGUUUGCUUGCAAGAUGUGCUAAACUGCUAGCAACGGUAACGGUUAGCUUGUCUUAACUGCAGGACUGCUCCAAUAUUGUUGGCGUUUUUAGCUGAUAUUCUCGACUCCUUGAUAGUUUAGUUUGUUUUAUAACCAUCGUCUUGUAUUACUUUCAUCACAUUAAGAGGCUUUUUCAUGUUAUUUACUCACUCAUGUCGUUUUCAAAGCUAACAUAUUGAGACAACACUGUAACGUUACACUAUGAAAAAGAGACGUUAGGGUUACACUGUAAGAAGUCUAGCCUUGCGAUCCCCUUUUAUUUUACGGACUAUUGUUGGAGGAAGGGUCUUGCUUUCAUUUGUAAAAGCAUGAAUGGGUUGAUUGACUGAUGGCGGUAUCUGACGUAAGCUCAGAGAAGGCCAGCCAUUGGUUGAGCGGUUUAUUUUGGCGAGGAAAAGUUUGUGUGCUGAAGUUUCUCCAAGCAGCUACUGUAUGUACAGAGCCUCCUGAAGGAAGUGACUCAACACCAGCAGAGUCGUUAGCUGGGCCAAGUCAAGUAAACGAAGAUAAUGCAGCCUUCACCACAACUGCUGUAGCCAAAAAGACAGAGCCAAUGGGUGGUAUGCCAUCAAUGUUGUCAUCUCAGCAGCCUGUGAAGGACGUUUCCAGAGCGGAAGAGGAGGGGGAGAAAUGGUCACCCGCCUCCUCACCAACAAAUAAACCUGCUGCAGGACACGCAGCAAAGUCCCUUCCAUCGAUGUCCUCCUCUUCGUUGUCCUCCUCUCCUUCUACGUCUUCAACGUUGUCCCCUGGCCGAGCGAAGAUGAGUGUCUCUGGGCCUGGUAGUAGUAAAUCCGUCCUACCACCCGCCCCUCCCUCCUCAUCCUCCUCCUCCUCCUCGUCUUCUUCUUCUUCUUCCUCUUCUUCCUCUGCCACAGCUUCCUCUUCUCCUUCUGUCUCCCCUGCUCCACCCAAGAUCCACCGGGCCCGCAAGACCAUGAACAGGCCUCCACCGAUGCAGAUGAGCCACGUCGAUACACCUGUUGCACCCGUGACUCCUUCAGGAUCAUCAGCCUCACUUUCCUGUGACACUGAAAGCGUUGCAAAAAAGAGAAAACUGGGCCAUUUAUCGGACAGCGCGCCUGAGAAAUCUGAGAACGUUCCAGACAACGCUCAAGUUGUGGAAGAAACGUUAUUCCAUAAAAAAGUGGAGCCUGUUACCAAGCCAGCAGCGGUAAAGAGCAGCAACUCGGAGGAAGAAGCAGCAGUCGAGAAAAUAGAGAUUUCCAGUCCGUCCGUGCAAGAUUCAGACAAGAUUGAAGAUGCUGAGGGAGAAGCAAGGCAGUGUGGUAAAGACAUAGAGGGGUCAGUGAACAUGUCAGAUCAUAGUUUGGAGUCUGAAACACAGAAAGCCGUCCAGAGUAGGAAUAAAAGCGAAGAGUUUCCAUGGCCGCAGUCGGACCAGGACAAAGAGAGAAUUGCUGCUGACGUGGUGGAGACUGUGGGAGCAGGAAGGCCCACUGAGUACACAGAGGUUCCUCUGGGUGCUCUGGACAUCGCUGCUGCUGACAGUUUAACACUCUCACCUCACCAUGAAGGAAGUGAUGCAGGGGACACAGAGCGGCUGGAGGAGCUUCCCCUGUGCAGCUGCAGGAUGGAGGCUCCUCGUGUCGACAGCACCAGCCACCACGUCAGCAGACAGUGUAUGGCCACUGAGAGCGUCAAUGGAGAGCUGAGGGCUUGUACCAAUCGGACUAUCAAAGGGGAGACCAUGCGGCCCUCCAGUCGGGUUCCCCUCAUGUUACUUUGCGACAUCCAUCGAUCACACAUGGUCAAACACCACUGCUGCCCUGGCUGCGGUUACUUCUGCAUAGCGGGCACGUUUCUUGAGUGCUGCCCAGACCAGCGCAUCGCUCACCGUUUCCACCGGGGUUGUGUGACGGUGCUGGGUGGCGGGCGGAGCAGGGCGAACGGCGGCGGUAUGCUUUUCUGUCCGCACUGCGGCGAAGAUGCUUCCGAGGCUCAAGAGGUCACCAUCCCCUCCUUCAGCUCCGCGACAGCCUCCGCGACCACCGUCGUCACCAUGUCGGCCUCCUCUACCACCACCCCGUCUCUGCCGCCAUCCGCCCCCAUGGCACCCUCCCUCACAGCCUCAACAGGAGGGAUGAAGGACGGGAAGAUGCCCGAAAGACCUGUCAGUGCUCGUAUGCGUAGCCACGGCUUGGUAAAACUGGCAGUGGAGCAGCAGCAGCAGCAGCCCCCUGCAGCUGCAACCGUGGCCACUGUCCCCCCACCAGAAGAAGGAGUGGACAGCGUGGGGCCCUCUCUCUGUAUGCCAAACGGGAAACCUAUCAGCCCCAGUGCUCUCCCACCAGGACCCAGCAGGGCGGCAUUACAGAAGGCCAUUCUCACACAGGACACUGAGAGGAGGAAGAAACUGAGGUUCCACCCUCGCCAGCUCUACCCUGCUGCCAAGCAAGGCGAAGUGCAGAGAGUUCUGCUUAUGCUGAUGGAGGGUAUAGAUCCCACAUACCAGCCUGACUCUCAGAACAGGCGCUCUGCUCUACAUGCUGCAGCUCAGAAAGGUCUGCUGGAAGUCUGCUACAUGCUGGUACAGGCCGGUGCUCAAGUCGAUGCCCAGGACAAAGACCUGAGGACCCCUCUGUUGGAAGCGAUCAUCAACAAUCACAUAGAGGUGGCUCGUUACCUGGUCCAGAACGGUGCCUGCGUCUAUCACGUUGAGGAAGACGGAUAUACUGGUCUCCACCACGCAGCCAAGCUGGGCAGCCUGGAAAUCGUCACCAUGCUGAUGGAGACGGGGCAGGUUGACGUAAACGCACAGGACAGCGGUGGCUGGACGCCGAUUAUCUGGGCUGCGGAGCACAAACACGUCGACGUGAUUAAAGCGCUGCUGAACAGAGGAGCUGAUGUUACUAUUAAUGAUAAGGAGCUGAAUGUGUGCCUCCACUGGGCAGCGUAUGCAGGAAACGUGGAUAUAGCAGAGCUGGUGUUGAACGCCGGCUGCUCCCUCGCCUCAGUUAACAUGCACGGAGACACGCCGCUCCACAUCGCCGCCAGAGAAGGCUACUUGGAAUGCGUUACGUUGUUCCUCUCCAGAGGUGCAGAUAUCGACAUCAUGAACAGGGAAGGAGACACGCCCCUCACCCUCGCUCGAGCCGACACGCCAGUAUGGGUGGCACUGCAGAUCAACAGGAAGCUGCGAAGGGGAAUAACCAAUCGCAUGCUUCGGACGGAAAGAAUCAUCUGCAGUGACGUUGCGCAGGGCUAUGAGAACGUACCCAUCCCCUGUGUGAAUGCAGUGGAUGAUGAGGGCUGUCCCUCAGACUACAAAUAUGUUUCAGAAAACUGUGAAACUUCAGCAAUGAACAUAGACCGCAACAUUACACACUUGCAGCACUGUAGCUGCACUGACGACUGCUCGUCUAGUAACUGUCUCUGUGGACAACUCAGCAUCCGCUGCUGGUAUGACAAGGACCAGCGGUUGCUUCAAGAGUUCAACAAAAUUGAACCCCCACUCAUAUUUGAAUGCAACAUGGCAUGUUCCUGUUACCGAACAUGCAAGAACAGGGUGGUACAGGCAGGCAUCAAAGUUCGUCUUCAGCUCUACAGGACAGAAAAGAUGGGCUGGGGGGUUCGAGCCCUGCAGGACAUUCCCCAGGGAAGCUUCAUCUGCGAAUAUGUGGGGGAGCUGAUCUCUGAUGCAGAAGCAGAUGUUAGAGAAGACGACUCCUACCUCUUUGACCUGGACAAUAAGGACGGGGAGGUGUAUUGUAUCGACGCCCGGUACUACGGCAACAUCAGCCGCUUCAUCAACCACCUUUGUGACCCCAACCUCAUCCCAGUGCGGGUGUUCAUGCUGCACCAGGACCUGAGAUUUCCCCGCAUUGCCUUCUUCAGCUCCAGGGACAUCCUCAGCGGACAAGAGCUAGGGUUCGACUAUGGAGACCGCUUUUGGGACAUUAAGAGCAAGUAUUUCACCUGUCAGUGUGGAUCAGAGAAAUGCAAACACUCAGCAGAGGCCAUUGCUUUGGAACAGAGCAGACUGGCUCGACUAGAGGCCUGUCCAGAGGCGGGAGCUGACUGUGGGAUGACCAUGCUAGGGAACUCUUAAAAACACUAACCCACAGGGCCUUUUGGAUUAACUUCACCUCAUCAGUUUUACAUGCUGACAUUGGCAAUGGAAAAUACAACUUUUGGUUUUAAUCUCAACAUUCUGUUUUUUGGUGUAUGGUGCUGUUGUUUUUUUUGUUUGUUUGUUUGGUUUUUUUUUCUACUUGAAAUGUCAUUUUUCCUUCAAAACUGUCAGUCAAUUUGCCACUUCAACAUGUAUCAUUUCCCCUAUGGUAGAGGAUAUGGGCCUUAACAUGUUUUAUAAACUGUGUGGGUAUUACAUAUGUUUGAAGAAAACAAGAGGUCUUGUUUGUAUGCAUACAGUAUGUUUACUGUAUAUCACUAUGUACUUUGCCUUGACAGAUGAAGGUUGUGCAUUAGCAGUGUGCCAUCAUACACAUGUGUUUUUCUUUUGUGCCAAGAAACGCAAUGCAUUUUCGACACAGAACAGUACAGUAAUGGGCCAACCUCUAGCUCAUACUGGACUCAAUAAGGACCUGAGGAAUAGCAUUGUUUUUGUUUAUGUUCACUUUAUUUUCUUUAUUUUUAUACAUAUUGUUUUGUCAUGUUUAGUGUAAUAAAUUAGCUCAUGAGUUGA
Thunnus maccoyii (southern bluefin tuna) is the source of this 4825-nucleotide messenger RNA. RefSeq names its product euchromatic histone-lysine N-methyltransferase 2 (gene ehmt2). Gene Ontology annotation, cellular component: nucleus. The transcript is spliced from 29 exons. NCBI's taxonomy places the organism in Eukaryota, Metazoa, Chordata, Actinopteri, Scombriformes, Scombridae. Bases 485 to 4228 code for a protein of 1247 amino acids. The record is from RefSeq and is a predicted model, not a curated record. Gene Ontology annotation, molecular function: histone methyltransferase activity; protein-lysine N-methyltransferase activity; zinc ion binding.